GUUUGUAUAAAUACUGCAGACGAACAAUUAGAAGCGUUUUGAAUUGUGAUAGAGAGAGAGAGAGAGGAGACUAAAACUUCGGCAUGUCAACAGUACUUAUAUUCUCAAUAGUCUUUUUAUGCUGUUGUAUUAAUCUGGGCACUCUUGCACAAUUUACUGGAUUCAAUUUCAACGGCAAAAGUAAAAUUGCCACUGAAGGAGUUCCAUUUUCUAUUCCUGUUACAAUUGAAAACCCAACAACCGAUUUAGAUUGUCAUGUUCUUAUACAGACAAGUUUGAAAUUAGAAGCAACGACAAAUGAUAUCUUUCCAGCUGGUCAAGUGAAGACAAUAAACUUUCUUUUCGUAUUUGAUUCCUCAAUAGCCGACAAACCUUGCUCAACUGCAAUUGCUCAAUUGGAACUUAGGUGUAGUAUGGGUUCUUUCAAGAAGGAUAUCGAGACUAUUAGAGUUAAAGAUGCGGAUGGUACUGGUUGCGACGACCCUCAUUUUAAACAAAUCAUUCAAGGUGUAGAUGGUUCUAAUUUGCAAACUAUUCAAAUGAACGUUUGUUACGAUCUCUACGGAAAUUCUGGCGAUAUAUAUGAAAUUCUAACUGACAAUAUUCUUGAUUUGUCCUUAUUUAUUCAACUCAGAGGCGAUUAUUAUAUUGGUAGAAUACUCUUGAAAACUGCUGACGGAUUUAUUAAUAUUUCAACUCAAUUGAUUUCUUUACCAAACUAUCUGACAUUCGAUUGGAAUUCCGGUCAGUUUACGCCUGUCGAAUCAAAUAUCGCUUCACUAGUCCAUGUACAAUUCAAUGAAAAUGGCGAUAUAUAUAUCAAUUCUAUUAGUAACAAUGAGCGAGAAGAACGCUUCUUUGCUAUUGAGAUUAGUAGAGUUUAUCAAAAAAUCGGUAAAUAUUAUCUCAAUUUUCGUCUAAAAACAAACAGUGGUAGGGGAAACAAUGACGGAGUUCUCGAUGAUACCUACACUGGACUCAUGGCUCAUGUCUAUAAUUCUCGAUAUAAAUUCUAUUAUCCCGUUCAAGAAUUUCAUACAAACACCGUUGUUAACGUCAAUGGUCGUUUUGUUCAAGCAUGGAUGAAAAAUUCACCGACAAUAGUCAAAGUAGACGAAGAUAACGAAAAAGAUGAAUCAGAUAAUAAGAUUUCAAGUUCAAGUUGUAUAUCUGUUCGAUUAAACGAUUUAAUUUAUCCGAAAACUGCCAAACAUUUCAAAAUAAAAACAUUGAAUAAGAACAUUCUUCCUGCUUAA
Molecule: messenger RNA, 1256 nt
Organism: Dimorphilus gyrociliatus
Lineage: Eukaryota; Metazoa; Annelida; Polychaeta; Dinophilidae
Source: the annotation of a GenBank genome assembly